AUGGAGGACCGACCUUUGAGUGUGGAAGAAGAGAGAGAGUUACAAGAGCUGAGAGAAAAAGUUAAAUUAGUCCAUCAAGAAGCUUAUGAAGAAAUAGAUGCCGAAGAUGUUUACCAACUCACGGGAGCCGCCAAGGAUCGCAUUGCUAGGCCCGUCAAAACAUCUCCAGCAUCUUCUGUGGAAAGCAACAUUGAUGAUGACAAACUCCUGUCCCCUGUUCUUUCUCCGUCUAAGAUGAAGCAAAAGGAAUUGUACGGGUCGCCCAAGAGAUCCGCUUCUCCCACAAAAGAGGAGAAGGAGAACGCCGAACGCAAGCUUAAAGAUGAGCGAGAGAGGGAAGAAAGGGAGAAACAAGAGGUAGAAAGAAAGUUACAGGCAGAGAAGGAACAGGCUGAGCGGGAAAUGAAAGAAAUUGAGGAACUAGAGUCAAGAGAAAAGGCUGAGAGAGAAGACAGGGAAAGGAAAGAGAGGGAAGAAACGGAGAGACAAAUGAAGGAAGAAAGUGAGAGAAAAGAGAGAGAAGAGAGGGAGAGAAAAGAGAAAGAGGAAAGGGAACGAUUAGAGAAGGAAGAGAGAGAGAUAAAAGAGAAGGAGGAAAGAGAACGUUUGGAACAGGAAGAAAAAAAUAGACUGGCCAAAGAGUUACAACUAAAGCAAGAGGAAGAGUUGAAAGAGAAUGAGAGGUUGGCCCAAGAAGCAGAAAAGCUUCGACUGGAAGAAGAGGCACAACAAAAGCAAGAGGAAGAGAUGAGAGAGAAGGAAAGGUUGGCCCAGUUGGAGAUUGAUGAAGCUGAAAAAUCCAGACAGACUGAGACAGGAGAGGAGGUGGUAAGGGACGUUCCAGAGACACAUGCUGCCAUUGAGUCCGUGGUAACUGUAGAAGACGAUUUUAUCACGGUGGUUCAAACUAUUGACGAAGCGGAGGAGCCCGGUCAUAGCGUCCGGUUUUCAGCUCCCGUCGAGGCUGAGGUUCUGGGGGCAGAAGUUCAUGAGGAGGAGGGAGAUGAGGAGGAGGUGGAGGUUGCCCAAGAAGAAGAGCUGGAGAGGGGUAGUGAGGAGGAGGUGCCAGAGACCCCAACCAGUCCAGAGAAGGAGACAACUUAUGAACCCACAGAGAGUUAUGACAGAGAUGAGACCACAAUGGAUGAUUCAAUACUGGACAGCUCGUGGGUGGAUACACAAGAUGAUGACAGAAGCAUGGCCACUGAACAAAUAGAGCCUCUGCCUAAAGUUAUGACUCCAGUCAAACAGCAAGUCCAGAGGAAGCCAUCACAGGAGAAGAAGACUGAGAAGCAGGAGAAACAAGUCAAACCCAAAACCAAGUCCACCAGACCGAAAGGCCGGAUCUCCACCCCUGAGCGCAAACCCGUGCGCAAAGAUCCCACGCACAUUGCCAGAGAGGAGGUCAAGAAGAAGAAAGCACUUGUAAAGAAGACAGAGAUGACCAAAAAAGCUGAAGUUCAAACUCACUCCCCGUCCCGGCGGACUCCUCUGAGGGCAGCCGUGCGUCAGACUCGGCCUGUUCAGCAUCACUCGUGUCCCAGGAGGAGAACCACAGAGUCAUUGCCUGAUGGACGCCAGCCUCUCAGUGUGGCCAGACAGUCACAAGACAGAGCGUCUUGCCAUCGUCCACCACUAACAAAGACCCCCACCUCCAUAUCCAGACCUGCUGCCUCUUUAGAUAAAGCAACUAAACCUUUCCUAUUUUUAUACAACCUCGUAGCCAAGGAUGGAGGGUCUCGAAGCCCCAUGAGGAGAUAUGCUCGUCCCACAGCCACAUGGACUCGACGCGUUCACCAAGACCAUGAGGAGAGUUCCACCUCCAUCACCAGCUCUGGCUCCACGGCCCCUCGGAGACCCACCUCUUUUCGGACUGAGAUGAAAGCGGAGUUUAGGACUGGGCGGGCCCCUAUGACAGUCUCACAGUCGAUGCGCUCCCGUUCAGCCCGUAGUGGUCACUCCACCCCCCAGACGCCUGGCUCGGCGGCCGUCACCCCAGGGACUCCUCCCAGCUACACGUCCUCCUCCCGGACCCCACUGACGCCGCGCUCCCUCAGCCUCAUGUCCCAGGACCGGAGAGUGGCUGUGGUCCGUACUCCGCCUAAGUCACCUGCCACAACCCCCAAACAGCUGCGCAUCAUCAGUGAACCGCUGCCCGACUACAAGAACAUCAAGUCCAAGAUCGGGUCUACAGAGAAUAUCAAGUACCAGCCCAAAGGAGGCCAGGUGCAGAUACAGAACAAGAAGAUUGACUUGAGCCAUGUGACGUCAAAGUGCGGCUCUCUAGACAACAUCAAUCAUCGACCAGGUGGCGGUCACGUGCGUAUAGAAAAUGUGAAGUUGGACUUCAAAGACAAAGCCCAAGCCAAGGUGGGUUCCCUGGACAAGGCCCACCACACUCCAGGUGGCGGCCGAGUGCUGAUAGAAAGCCACAGGCUCCUGUUCAGAGACCAGGCCAGAGCUCGGGUCGACCACGGAGCCGACAUCGUAGUCCAGUCUCCACGGCGAUCGGGCUCCAUGUCGCCCAGCCGCUUCCGGGAGAGCCACCUAUCCUCCUCUGGCAGCCUGAACUUCAGCGAGUCCCUGCAGCUCUCCACUCUGGCCAAGGACGUGAGCGCCGCUCUGGCCAAACAAGGCUUGUGA
Molecule: messenger RNA, 2643 nt
Organism: Knipowitschia caucasica
Lineage: Eukaryota; Metazoa; Chordata; Actinopteri; Gobiiformes; Gobiidae
Source: the annotation of a GenBank genome assembly